Molecule: messenger RNA, 1360 nt
Organism: Physcomitrium patens
Lineage: Eukaryota; Viridiplantae; Streptophyta; Bryopsida; Funariales; Funariaceae
Product: pyruvate, phosphate dikinase, chloroplastic
Biological process (GO): pyruvate metabolic process; phosphorylation
Molecular function (GO): kinase activity; pyruvate, phosphate dikinase activity; ATP binding
Source: RefSeq, a predicted model, not a curated record
CACAGAAAGCGUAUGAGCUUGAAUGAUAAUGCAAUGAGAUGAAGAGAAGAGGAGCAUUUAUGAAAGUAGUUUCUGCUCGAACUGCAGUUGCGCCAUUCUUUUCAGCAGUCACGUUCUCGUCGUCAUCUGUCGCAUGAAUUAGGUGUAGGACCUGAUCGGAUUUGAGGAAAUUUCAACAAGCAAAGGCUGACUGAAAGCGGAACGCAUGCCGAUCGAGGCACUUCUAAUGAAGACUAGAGUCUUCUCUUUCAGGAAGGGCCGAAGUCAGGGAAACAUGGGGAUGAAGAGCGUGCUUGGUGGCAAGGGUGCUAAUUUCGCUGAAAUGUCAAGCAUCGGACUCUCCGUGCCACCAGGCCUCACUGUAACCACAGAAACUUGCGAAGAAUACAACUCAAAUGGAAGCCAGCCACUGAAUAGUCUGUGGGAGGAGGUGCUGGGAGGCUUGCGAACUAUUGAAAUCGACAUGGGAGCUAUGCUGGGAGAUCCUUCCAAACCCCUUCUUGUUUCUGUGCACUGCGGGGCAGCGAUUCCAAUGCCUGGGAUGAUGGACAGAGUGUUGAACCUGGGAUUGACGACGAGGUGGUCAUUGGACUUGCCGCUCGCAAUAGAGAACGAUUUGCUUACGACUCGUACCAACGCUUCAUCGAUAUGAUCUGGAGGUGUGGUGAUGGGUCUAUCGCAUUCGUUUUACGAGCACGAGCUGGAAAGUCUUAAAGCUGCGGGUAGAGUGCUCAACAAUACAGACAUAUCGACUGAGGAUCCCAAGGGACUUGUGCAGAAGUAUCAAGGAGUCUACAGCAAUGCUAUUGGCAAAGCUUUCCCCACUGGUAUAAUUUAUCUCCCUUGAGCUUAUUAGUUCUUUGUUUUUUGUCUUUGAUUAGAUACAAACAAUAUUUUUUUGUAUUCCAUCUUUUUUUUGUCUUUCUCAAUUAUUGAAAGUCCAAAAGUUAAAAUUAGAACCAAAGAAGAUUGAGUUGUUUCUUGAACUACGAAUGGUGAGUUAUAAGAAAAAUUGGAGUUGGUUCUUGAAGACAAAGAAGAAGAUGAAAGGUUGACAACAAAGUGGAGAAAUGUUGAAGAUGUUGUGGGUUUACUUGCAAAAAGAGAGAAAGAAGGACAAGAUUAAUGUUUUGAGAGUAGUACAAGCACCUAAAACUCAAGUACAUACAAUACAACUAACAAUGCUUAUUAUUCAAUCUCCAACAUCUACAUUCAAAAAAGAAGAUAUGGGAGUUGAAGAAAUUAUGUGUGAUAUGUGGGAACUUCAAAUUAAAUUAGUAAGACUUGAAGAAAAGACUUCUAUAAUCAAUUUGAAAGCUAUUUCUAAGCAAUGAUAUAUACAAAGAUGCAUUUGGUGUAA